This is a messenger RNA of Raphanus sativus (radish), 1845 nucleotides long. RefSeq names its product L-gulonolactone oxidase 5-like. The record is from RefSeq and is a predicted model, not a curated record. Bases 9 to 1802 code for a protein of 597 amino acids. Gene Ontology annotation, molecular function: FAD binding; D-arabinono-1,4-lactone oxidase activity. The transcript has 4 exons. Gene Ontology annotation, cellular component: membrane. Lineage: Eukaryota; Viridiplantae; Streptophyta; Magnoliopsida; Brassicales; Brassicaceae.
AAAACACCAUGGUAUUUCGUUAUUCUCCUUCGUAUGGUCAACAAAACGCUGCGUACUGGCGAAUCUUUCUCGGGUUACAUGUUAUAUUUGCACUUGUGCAUACGGCAGUCUCAACAUCUCCGGAAGAUCCCGUGAAAUGUGUGUCAGGAGAUACGAAUUGUCGCGUCACAAACUCAUACGGAGUCUUCCCGGACCGGUCCACAUGUCGAGCCGCUAACGUGGCGUACCCAACAACCGAAGCCGAGCUUGUCUCUGUCGUGGCAGCAGCCACAAAAGCCAAAAGGAAAAUGCGUGUAACCACUCGAUAUUCCCAUAGCAUCCCUAAGCUCGCGUGUACGGACGGAACCGACGGUUUGUUCAUAAGCACAAAGUUUCUAAACCGCGUUGUGCGAGCCGAUGCAAAGGCUAUGACCCUGACGGUUGAGAGCGGCAUGACACUUAAACAGUUGAUCGCCGAAGCAGCUAAGGUUGGAUUGGCGUUGCCUUAUGCACCAUAUUGGUGGGGACUGACCGUGGGUGGUAUGAUGGGAACCGGUGCUCAUGGGAGCUCAUUAUGGGGUAAAGGGAGUGCGGUCCAUGAUUAUGUGAUAGAGAUCAGGAUGGUUAGUCCUGGCUCGGUAAACGAUGGAUUUGCAAAGGUUAGAGUAUUAAGCGAGAGUACGAAUCCUGUGGAGUUUAACGCGGCUAAGGUUUCUCUCGGCGUUCUUGGAGUUAUCUCCCAGGUGACUUUUAAUUUACAGCCGAUAUUCAAAAGAUCGUUAACAUAUGUAAUGAAGAACGAUUUGGAUUUUGAUGAUCAUCCCCUGACAUUCGGGAAAAAACAUGAGUUUGCAGAUUUUGUAUGGUUACCGAGCCAAGGUAAAGUUGUAUAUCGAAUGGACGACCGAGUGACUGUCAACACAACGGGCAACGGUUCGUAUGAUUUCUUGCCGUUCCGUUCCCAACUCUCUGUGGUACUAGCCACCAUAAGAUCAUCAGAGGAGAAGAAUGAGAUAUUCAGAGAUGCGACUGGGAAGUGUGCGGAAGCCACAUUAAUCUCAUCGACACUAUUUGGUAGCUCCUACGGUUUGACAAACAAUGGUAUUGCAUUCACCGGUUAUCCGGUCAUCGGAAGCCAAGACCGUAUGAUGUCGUCAGGAUCAUGUCUAGAUAGCCUUCAAGAUGGGUUAACCACGGCGUGUGCAUGGGAUUCGCGUAUAAAAGGGGAAUUUUAUCAUCAAACAUGCUUCAGUAUUCCUCUCACGCAAGUCAAAAGUUUCAUCGCCGACAUCAAAUCUCUUGUCAAAAUCGAUCGGAAAUCUCUAUGUGGACUUGAACUUUAUUACGGUAUUCUAAUGCGUUAUGUCACGGCCUCUCCGGCUUAUCUUGGGAAAGAUACGGAAGCCAUAGACUUUGACCUAACAUAUUACCGAGCCAAAGACCCAUUAACACCGCGCCUUUAUGAGGAUUUUAUAGAAGAAAUCGAGCAAAUUGCGUUGUUCAAGUAUAAUGCAUUACCACACUGGGGUAAGAACAGAAACGUAGCAUUUGAUGGAGUGAUUAAAAAGUACAAGAACGCACCAGCGUUCUUGAAAGUGAAGGAGAGUUAUGAUCCGGACGGUUUAUUCUCGAGCGAGUGGACUGAUCAAAUCCUAGGGAUCAAAGGAAACGUGACGAUUGUAAAAGAUGGAUGUGCAUUGGAGGGAUUGUGUAUAUGUUCGGAGAAUGCUCAUUGUGCUCCGACCAAAGGCUAUAUGUGCCGACCGGGAAAAGUCUACAAAGAGGCUAGGGUUUGUACACGUGUCGGUGACAUAAACGCAUAAGUGUACUGGUUCAACUAGUAAGUUUAUAAACAAAAUCUUCGUU